AAAUUUUAUAGGUUUGACUUUAGGGUAGACCCAACUUAUUCAUUUGAAAUUGAUCGACGUUUGCAGUUUGAGUAAGAAAUCCAUCCAUUGCAUAACGCAAUCUACAAAGGAGAAGCAUAGGGCCAUCGAAAAUCCAUUGUCCAAUCUAACAAAUAGAGCUUCUGAUUCCAAAUUGUGAAGAACAUAAAUGCUUUAGCUGUGAGCACAUAUUUCUUGCUACAGAAGGACACACAUGAGCAGGACAUACUACAAAUUGCCACUUGUGUGGAUCAAAUUACAAAAGACAGGCUUGAAUGUUGAAGUAGAUAGAAUAUUAGAGAUUGCUUGUGUCAUUACUGAUGGGAAAUUGAGGAAACUGGUAGAGGGUCCUGAUUUGGUAAUCCAUCAAACAAAAGAUUUUCUGGAUGAAGUUGGAGAACGGUGCCAAGAUCGUCAUGUGCGUAAUGGGUUGUCUGAGAAGGAGACACAAAGUACAACCAGUGAAAAAGAAGCUGAAGAGCUGGUUAUAGAUUUUGUUAAGGGACAUGUCGGCGCAUAUACGCCUUCGCUUGCAGGAAAUUCAGUUUAUGUUGAUUUUAUGUUCUUAAAGAAGUACAUGCCCGAUCUGGCUAGCCUUUUCUCUCACGUUCUCGUUGAUGUCAGUAGCGUCAAAGCUUUAUGUUGCCAUUGGUUCCCAGAAGAUGAUAAAAAGGCUCUUAAAAGUGAGAAGCGGCAUGGAGCCGUACUGGAUGAGAUCAAAGAAAGCAUAACGGAGCUCAAAUAUUACAAGGAACAUGCAUUCAGAUCACCAAAGUCUAAGAGAAUUUUCCACAUGGUUCAUCAUGGUGUUGAAAACAGGUCAUGUUAUGGUUUUGUGCACCUCUAUUCACACGAAUUGAAAUGUAUUAAAAAUCUACAAUAUAAUGAGUCUUAUUCCUUAAAUAGUUAAACGUGGGACAAAAUGUAAGUUACCUAUGUUUUCAUUUUGCUAGUUGGGCCAGAUGAUCCCAUCUCUUGCCACUUGGGCCUUGGAAUGUAUUUCAUUUGGGCUUUUUUUGUUA
Helianthus annuus (common sunflower) is the source of this 1040-nucleotide messenger RNA. Its product is annotated as oligoribonuclease. The transcript is spliced from 9 exons. Gene Ontology annotation, molecular function: 3'-5'-RNA exonuclease activity; nucleic acid binding. The record is from RefSeq and is a predicted model, not a curated record. Bases 233 to 928 code for a protein of 231 amino acids. Lineage: Eukaryota; Viridiplantae; Streptophyta; Magnoliopsida; Asterales; Asteraceae. Gene Ontology annotation, cellular component: mitochondrion.